AUGGCUCCUGAAGGGGUAUGCGGGGCGGGCAGGAAGGGCUGCAGAGAGGACGGUGGUGUGACCGGGGAGUUUAGGAGGAGAGAGGAACAUAGGAAUAGGACUGUUGAUCUGAUCAUUGUUCCAUCUCCUCCACUGAUGGAUACUGAGGCCAUCCACCUGGGAGCCUUCAUUGGACUGCAGUAUCUGAAACAGCUGGAUCUGUCUGAGAACAGUUUAGCAUCCAUUCUACUUCUACCCCCAACCCUGCAGUAUCUGAACUUGUUACACAACAGUAUUCUCAGGCUGGAACCCAAGGUGUUUACUAAUCUGCUUAGCCUCAGAAUGCUCAGCAUGGACAACUGCUACUACAAAAAUCCCUGUGGCACAUCGGUGGCUGUUCCUGAAGGAGUCCUGUCCCACCUGGGAAACCUGACCCUGCUCUCUCUCAACUAUAACAACCUGACCAGCGUGCCACAGAACCUUCCAGCCAGCUUGAAAAAUUUCUUUCUCUCCUUUAACCAGAUUACCCACAUCUCAAAAGGUGAUUUUGGAAACCUCACCAAUCUCCGGACGUUGCAUGCGAAAGGGAACUGCAGGAGAUGUGACCACACACUGAACCUGUGUGCAGAGUGCAAUGGUUCCUUCCAAAUAGAUCCUGAUUCCUUUCUUCCCCUGAGGUCCCUGGAGGAGUUGGUGCUGUUGGACAAUUUAUUUAAUGAACUAGAUUCUCAGUUAUUUCAGUCUUUGGGGAACUUAAAGAUGCUUAACCUGACUGAUAACUAUCUUUACAAUGCCAUCACAAGCAGUGCAGCAUUCAAAUGGCUCACCAGGCUCCAAAAGCUUUUGUUAUUUUUUAAUUACUGAAAGAAGCAACUGCUUGUGUCAAUAGACGCAGAAAGUGAAUUUGAAGAGGCAGCAGCAAAUGCAAAGUUUGAUAUGAACUCCACCAGUCCUGAAAAUGUUAAACCCAGUUACCAGAAUUACAGCAAGAUUCUCAAUUUAGCAGGAAACAAUCUUGUGGCUGUGAAAGCAGUGAUGUUUAAGAACAUGCUCAAGGCACUUAAUGUGAAUCAUCACAAAAUAGCAUGUCAAUCUAUAAAUGGCUCGCAGUUCACCCUCUUGAACAAUCGCCGCAUGCUGGAUCUUUCCUACAAUAAAAUCAAUUUGUACUUUGAAAAUGCCUUUACUGAGCUCCACCUCCUGGAGGCCUUAGAUCUCAGUUACAACAGUUAUCACUUCUUGAUGCAGGGUAUUGGUUACUACCCAAAUUUCAUAGCACACCUCAAACCUCUUAGUUUGGCUCAUAGCUCUGUUGAUUCUAUUGUAAUGGUUAUCAGCGGCACCUCCUUAAAGGUUCUGAUGUUCAACGGAAACCAAUUAGAGAUGAUGUGAGGGCAUGAAGACAUCUACCUGAGGUUCUUCCAGAAUCUGACCAAUUUAAUUAAGUUAGAUAUUUCCAGCAAUCACUUGACAGGCCUCCCUUCACAGAUUCUUGAAAACCUGCCUAAGACUUUAAAGAUCUUGUGUGUUAAGAGCAAGCACAUCACUUUUUUCAACUGGACCAACCUGCAGCUCCUGCCUAAUCCGGAGGUGUUGGACUGGGUGUGGUCAGUGAAGAAAAGUAGUGCAGAAGAGGUGGAAUAUGAUGCAGUUGUGGCUUUCAAGAAAGAUCAGGAAGCUGUAGCCAACUGGGUCUAUAACAAACUCCAAGUCAGAAUGGAAGACUGGCUCGUCAAACUUUGUCUUGAAGAAAGAAACUGGAUUCCAGGGAGAUCCUUGUUGGAAAACUUGUGGGAUUCAGUUCACAAGAGCAAGAAAAUAAUUUUUGUGCUUUCCAAGUUCCAGCCCGUGAACGGCAUCCUGAGAACUACCUUUCACCUGGCACAGCAGCAGUUGUUGGAGGACAAAAAGGAUGUGGUGGUGUUAAUUCUGCUGGAAGAUGGAAAAGAAAUCCAAGUAAAUCCAAUUCAGCUUUGGAAAUAUCUCUGCAAGAAGACAGUCUUGUUCUGGCUCGAGAAGCCCUGUGGGCAGCAGUGUUUUAGGGACAAGUUCCAGACAGCCUUGGCCAAGGAUAACCACAGGCUGUACGGCAAAAAAUGCAGCCUGAGCUUUUAA
Messenger RNA from Caretta caretta (loggerhead turtle), 2094 nucleotides. NCBI's taxonomy places the organism in Eukaryota, Metazoa, Chordata, Testudines, Cheloniidae. The record is from RefSeq and is a predicted model, not a curated record.